Molecule: messenger RNA, 1377 nt
Organism: Penicillium alfredii
Lineage: Eukaryota; Fungi; Ascomycota; Eurotiomycetes; Eurotiales; Aspergillaceae
Product: putative nuclear envelope protein Brr6
Exons: 3
Coding region: 1-1377 (458 amino acids)
Biological process (GO): lipid homeostasis; nuclear envelope organization
Cellular component (GO): nuclear envelope; nuclear membrane
Source: RefSeq, a predicted model, not a curated record
AUGAAUAAGCGCUCUGGAGAGAGUCCGAUGGACUUUGAAUGGCAGACCACUGCGCCCGGCGAUAUCACGUCACCCUUUUACCAGCUCAGCAUGCAGCACGAGAACAAGAAGCGCACACAUAGCGCAUUCGACUCCCCCGACAAGAAGCCCUUACCAGGUCUCCGCGCGCCCAACUCGCAGCCCUUCCUCUUCUCCCAGCCGCGGCCGCAGCCCGCGCCGCCGUCUCCCAAAUCAGUGUUUGGCCAGCCGGCUUUCAUGACACCCCGGAAAUUGGAGCUCGACUUCUCGUCCGGUGCGGAAAAUAUGUCGUCGCCCGAAAACGCAGACAACGAAGACACCCCCGAGCAGCCGUCCAAGGGCGGGAAGCGCAAUUCCCUGUUUAAUCUCUACGGCCGCUUUGCACCGAGCCCGGGACGAGGAGAGAUCCCGCGGAUGAACCACUACUCGGGUGCCCUGGCUCGCCGGGUACAGAAGAAACGACGACGGGAUCGGGAGCUCGGCCGGCACAUCCGUCACGACAGCGACGACGAGAGUGAUCGGCCUAGUUGCAGUGAGGGGCAGACUGGCAAGGCCGCUGCAGAGAAAACGGGACAGAAUGCGAAAUCGCAGGCAUCGCGCGUAUCGUCGUUCUCUGAGUUCUUUGCUCUGCUUGAAGCACAUCCCAACGUACCCGGGAUUCUGUCAUGGUGGGCACAGCUGGUGGUGAACUUGUCCCUGUUUUCUCUUGCCGUGUAUGUGGUGUUCGGGUUUGUGUCGGCCAUUCGGUCGGAGUUUGACCAGGCUGCCGAAGAGGUGUCGGACACCAUCCUGGCAGAGAUGGCGACUUGCGCCAAGAGCUACGUGGACAACAAAUGCGCCGGAGGAGACCGGCUGCCCGCCCUGGAGACGGUGUGCGAGAACUGGGAACGAUGCAUGAACCGCGACCCGGCCAAGGUUGGCCGAGCCAAGGUGUCGGCGCAUACUAUGGCUAUCAUUAUCAAUAGUUUCAUCGACCCUAUUAGCUGGAAGGCCAUUAUGUUCUUCCUGGCAACCAUGUCGACCGUGACCGUCGUCAGCAACUGGUCUUUCCGCUCAUUUAGAAACCGUCUUAGUCAACAAGACUACUCGCAAAACGCCCAUAACUUCUCCCGACAACCCUCCGGCCAUGAUGCAUCCAUGCAUGCCCAGCCCCUGCAGCUGCAGCACAAUCCUUCCUUCGGCUAUUACGGCCAACAGGACCCUCGGCAAACUGCCGUUGUUGGCUAUGGAGAGAAGCGAGAUGCACCAUUAAUGCUCGAAAACACCCGGCCGAUGGACUUUGUCACCGAACGCAGCCGUGACCGCGAGAACCACCUUCGGACCCCGAGUCCGUCUAAGCGGGGCCGCAAGUUCGCUUAG